Messenger RNA from Oppiella nova, 1566 nucleotides. Lineage: Eukaryota; Metazoa; Arthropoda; Arachnida; Sarcoptiformes; Oppiidae. The record is from the annotation of a GenBank genome assembly.
AUGCUCUCAGGGUUGCUCAAGAGCAAAGACAUGCGUUUAGUGUUCUUCAACUCCAAGUCGUACAACACGAACAAGAAGUCGCGGAUCUAUUCGAUGACUGUUCGCCUGUCGGGUCUCUUCGAGGAGAAGAUCCGUCGAAUUAUCUCCGAUUGGCGUUCGAACUGUAAUUACGAACUCAAACUCAAGAGGGGAAUCAUAUCGAAGCGCCGCAAACCCAUCCCAUUCAGCGGGUAUAGCUGGUCACGUCGGGCACUGUCCUCAUCCAUGUCCCCCACAUUCGACUUGUCCGCGCCGUCCACUUCCGGCUACUCGAGUCGGAGUAAAUCUAGUCUGACUCAAAACGCCAGAAGCAAACGAGUAGUCGCCGGCACUUCGACGGCCAGUCCUCGUAAGAGGGCUGCGGAUAAACUCCGGAAGAACGCUGUGGCGAACGGGAGCCGUCGGGCCAGCGCUUCGGCCGUGAAUUUCCGGUCGUUGCGCAGCACUGUUCCCGUCUUCGAGAACAACAGCUCGAGGACUAGCGGUCGCACAUCCGGUCGAUCGCGAGUCAGUCCCCGAAGUAGUCGUAGGAGUCAUAAGACACCCAAAAAGGGUCGAAAACGUGUCAUUAAAGAGGAGUCGACCGAAGAGGAAGCGGUCGAUGAGGAGGAAGAGGACGAGGAGACAGAGAAGGAUGACUCGAAUGAUACGUUUGGUGUGGAUGUCGAUGAGGACACCAAUCAGAGCGAAGAGUUAGUCGAGCACUUGGACAGUGAGACUGAGAUCGAGGACACCGAGAAAGACGGCCACCCAUUGGAAGCGAUCGAUACGGACGCCACUGAGAUAGAGGAGGACGAGCUGAAGCCACGGGCUCAGACAUCGCGGCUUCGACGUCGCGGCAAUAAGUCGUUAAGGACUUCAUUUUCAGACCACUCCUACCCCAUGACGUCCUCCAGAAGGACGGGUGUUAUGUCGAGGAGUCGGCGUCUGAAGGCCUCUGAAGAGUCCGAAUCGACUCAGUCGUCCUCAUCGGCCAGCAAUCACUCGAAUGAGACGCAGACAUCUGCGGUGACAUCGCUGUCGGCAGUGAUCAGUGGAGAGGUCGAGACCUCCGACCAGAGCUACCUGACCGACGAGAGCGAUGAGUAUAAGUCAGGCUCCCGGCGCUCCAAACGCCAAAGGCGUUCAAUUAGCGACAAGUGGCGGAACACAGGUUAUGAAUCUGAUGAAGACUUACGGCGAGUUAGUUUGGGUUUACGGCACCGGGGGCUCAGACAGAGCACCGGUAGGUUCGGAGAUCCGGAGGCGCCAAUCAAGACGAGGGCCAGAAAUAGCGGUAAAAACAGAGUCCGAUAUACAGAGGCCCCCGGUUUUGACGACGAAGACUUCGAGUACGACAACCGACAGGCGCCGCAUCUAAACGAACACUCCGUGAGCUCCAGGGGUAGAGUCCUUGUGUGUCAAGUGAACACCGGAUUCGAGUUCCAGUACUCUUUGGUCUGCAUUUCGGUCAUUCGAGAUAUGGUUCGCUCGAAUGCGAACACUUCCUCCUCACCGCUGAAGAGGUUGGCCUUCGAGUGCUCCUAA